Molecule: messenger RNA, 2242 nt
Organism: Melozone crissalis (California towhee)
Lineage: Eukaryota; Metazoa; Chordata; Aves; Passeriformes; Passerellidae
Gene: CSNK1E
Product: casein kinase 1 epsilon
Exons: 10
Coding region: 206-1456 (416 amino acids)
Biological process (GO): peptidyl-serine phosphorylation; signal transduction; endocytosis
Cellular component (GO): nucleus; cytoplasm
Molecular function (GO): protein serine/threonine kinase activity; ATP binding
Source: RefSeq, a predicted model, not a curated record
CGGCUGGAGGGGACGGCGAGCGGGCGGGAGGCGGCAGGCAGCGCCGCGCCGCGCCGAGCCGAGCGAAGGAGGGACGCGCCGGGCACGGCCGCCACCAGCCCUCCCCAAUCCUCCGUCAUCCUCCCCGCCGCGGCCGCCUGGCCCCCUGACAGCCGGCGGAGCAGCAUCCCCACACGGCCCCCUUCCCGUCAGGCACGACUGAACCAUGGAGCUUCGAGUGGGAAACAAAUAUCGGCUGGGCAGAAAGAUUGGCAGUGGUUCAUUUGGAGACAUUUACCUAGGAGCCAAUAUUGCAACUGGUGAAGAGGUGGCCAUCAAACUGGAAUGUGUCAAAACCAAGCAUCCCCAGCUCCACAUUGAAAGCAAGUUCUACAAGAUGAUGCAGGGAGGAGUGGGUAUCCCCUCCAUUAAGUGGUGUGGAGCAGAGGGGGACUACAAUGUGAUGGUGAUGGAACUCUUGGGGCCCAGCCUGGAAGAUCUCUUCAACUUCUGUUCCCGCAAAUUUAGUCUCAAGACAGUUCUGCUGCUGGCAGACCAGAUGAUCAGCCGUAUUGAGUACAUUCAUUCCAAGAACUUCAUCCAUCGGGAUGUGAAGCCAGACAACUUCCUUAUGGGCCUUGGCAAAAAGGGCAACCUAGUAUACAUCAUUGAUUUUGGUUUGGCCAAGAAGUACCGGGAUGCCCGGACCCACCAGCACAUCCCUUAUCGGGAAAACAAGAACCUGACUGGCACAGCCCGCUAUGCCUCUAUCAACACCCACCUGGGAAUUGAACAAAGUCGCCGUGAUGACCUGGAGAGCCUGGGGUAUGUGCUCAUGUAUUUCAACCUGGGCUCGCUGCCCUGGCAGGGCCUCAAGGCUGCCACCAAGCGCCAAAAGUACGAGAGGAUCAGCGAGAAAAAGAUGUCAACGCCCAUCGAGGUGCUCUGCAAAGGGUACCCUUCUGAGUUCUCAACAUACCUCAACUUCUGCCGUUCGCUGAGGUUUGAUGAUAAACCUGAUUACUCGUACCUGCGGCAGCUCUUCCGCAACCUCUUCCACCGCCAAGGCUUCUCCUAUGACUACGUCUUUGACUGGAACAUGCUUAAAUUUGGAGCAGCCCGGAACCCUGAGGAUAUGGAUCGGGAGCGGCGAGAGCACGAGCGGGAGGAGAGGAUGGGGCAGCUCCGAGGGUCAGCCACACGAGCACUGCCCCCUGGCCCACCUGCCGGAGCCACUGCCAACCGUCUCCGCAAUGUCACCGAGCCCAUGGCCUCCACCCCCACCUCCCGAAUCCAGCAGUCCGGCAACACGUCCCCCAGAGCAAUCUCAAGAGUGGACAGGGAGCGGAAGGUCAGCAUGAGGUUACACCGAGGAGCUCCUGCCAACGUCUCCUCAUCUGACCUCACAGGGCGGCAAGAAGUGUCACGGAUUUCAGCAUCACAGACAAGUGUGCCAUUUGAUCACCUUGGGAAGUGAGGAGCAAUUGCCACUGGACCAGUGUUUGCUUAGGUGAGCCUGUACUCAUGCUUGGGAAACCCUGAGAGGGAAUUGCUGGGAAAAAAAGCCUUAAGUUAAAACUUUAUGUUCUUAUGGGGGAUUGGUAUAUUUCCUUUCCUUUCACCUUACUUUGAGAUGUCUUUUGGCUUCAGAGGGAAGAAUAAGGUUGGCUGCCAAAACUUUGAGGAAACAGAUUGUCUUAGGUGUAAAGGUAGCUUACAGUUCUCCACAAGGAUAGGAAGGGUGGAGAAGGUGCUGGGCUGGGGAGCCAUUUCGUUACUUCCUCAUGAAUGCUUUUCUGGCAGUGUGACAGUGUUGGGGUGGAGGGUGCUGAGCAGGUAAUCAAGUGUGCAAGACUUUGUACAGCAACUGAGUGCCUCUUGUAGGGGAAACGACAGUAGAUGGGCAAGGUAACUCUGAGGAGAGGCAGGAGUGUAGAAGAAAGGGCUGAUUUGAUUUGUUACACUCCAGCUGGCAAUGGAAGUGCUGGGAAGAGCUUUUACUCCUAACAUCUCUUGCCUUUUUCUCUCUUUUGAAUUCUCUUUUUAGUGUCUUCACUGUAUUUUUCUUUUAAAAAACAAAAAACCCAAAAAACAAACAAAAACCUUAAAAAAAAAAAGACAAAAAAAAACCAAACAAAAAAACCCAACAGAAUUUCUUUUUGCCAACGAUGAGGAGUGGAGCUGUGCCCCCGCGCUGGUGUGAGCCGUGUCCAGAGGGCCGCCUGUCCCUGGCGUGAGCGCCUCCGAGGAGCUGCGACGACGU